GCUUCCGGAUGCGGCGAAACAGCAGAGUGAAAACAACACAUCAUAGUUGGAGUAAUCUGCGUGACAGCGCUGUCCCGCACCAAACCUUCGUCGGUUGGCGGAUUUCAGAAGAUAUAGAUGAGGAUAUCUUUGACCUGGAGCCGUGAUGAGUUGAGGUUUCCCCGGAAGAGACGUGUUUUUGUGUCUUGUUGCUCGUCUAAGCCCGUGUCGCGUCAUUUAGCCGAAGGCUCAGACGACUGUCUUCUGUUGAAUGUCACCGCUCGACGCUUACCUACGCUCCAACACGAGAGAGCCGCACCGUAGACGUACUUAACCAGCUAAAUAGUGUCCAUCUGUCUACUCCGAUCGCGACGAAUAUAAUCCGGAUCGAUAAGUAGAGCUUCGACACUCAACAAGUGGACAAAAUGGACGAGCUGUGGACUUCAGUAAUAACCGAGCACAUAGUCGGUCAAUAACGCUAUUUGCCGACGACACAUUUCUACUUAAGUGUCUAGUGUUGGUGCUGGAGGAAGUCUGCCCUGUUUAUUUUUGUGCCAGCACGUUUUAUUUUUAACCCCCACUAAGCUUUCAGGACAACAGUGAAAGAUGAAUGGCCUCUCUCUCAGUGAGCUCUGCUGCCUCUUCUGCUGCCCACCCUGUCCCAGUCGCAUCGCAGCCAAGCUGGCCUUCCUGCCCCCAGAGCCCACGUACGCCUACCUACCAGAUCAAGACAAUGCCCCCAAUGGCCCAAGUGCUACUGCAACGUCAAGUAUAAGGACUCGGAGUGGCGCGUCCGUCUCUGGAACGGCAGGGGCUGCUGCCGUGGAGGGGAAAUGGAAGCUACAUUUGACUGAACGCGCCGAGUUUCAGUAUUCUCAAAGGGAGCUGGAUACAAUGGAGGCGUUCCUGACACGGUCCAGCAGAGGGAACAGAAUUGGCUGCAUGUAUAUACGUUGUGUUCCCAACGCCAGAUUCACGGUGCUUUUCUCGCACGGCAAUGCCGUUGACCUGGGUCAGAUGAGCAGCUUCUACAUCGGACUUGGCACCCGUAUCAACUGCAACAUCUUUUCCUACGACUAUUCGGGCUACGGCGUCAGCACCGGGAAGCCUUCAGAGAAGAACCUGUACGCUGACAUCGACGCCGCCUGGCAGGCGCUUCGCUCUCGAUACGGGAUCAGCCCAGAGAAUAUCAUCCUGUACGGGCAGAGCAUCGGGACUGUUCCCACGGUGGACCUGGCCUCCCGAUACGAGUGCGCCGCAGUCGUCCUUCACUCCCCGCUGACAUCAGGAAUGAGAGUCGCCUUCCCUGACACCAAGAAAACCUACUGCUUUGAUGCUUUUCCCAACAUCGAGAAAGUGUCGAAAAUCACCUCCCCGGUUCUGAUCAUCCACGGGACGGAGGACGAGGUGAUCGACUUUUCUCAUGGGCUGGCUCUGUUCGAGCGCUGCCCCAAAGCGGUGGAGCCACUGUGGGUGGAGGGCGCCGGACACAACGACAUCGAACUGUACAGCCAGUACCUGGAGCGACUGCGGCGCUUCAUCGGACAAGAGCUGGUCGUCCAACACGCGUGAGCAAACGCCUGCGUCGGUUCUUACACGACUCUUAACCAAGUGGUGCAGACAGGGCUGGUGGAGAAGGGAAGGGGCGUGUUGGAUCCCAGCAACACUCUCUGGUCCACAGGUAUUUCCUGCUGCUGCCCCAAACUCAACCACAGUGGUGACACACAGCCAGCGUUUGAACCCACAUGUAUCCAUUCACGCCCUUCCUGCUCCUUUACUCUUCAUAUCUGGGCUAACACUAAGAAAGUCUUCUAAGAAAUUUAAUCUGUUUGUCCUCAACGAUCAAAACAAGUUGGUUUAGACAACAUUUGUUUGUGUGCGUUCUCUGGACUUAACUCUCUCUCAGGGUCAGUGUUUGUACUUCCUGAGUCUGUUUUAAAGAUUCGCUGCUUUGUGGACAUCCUCACGUCUUGUUUCCAUCAAACACAGCCACUCCUCUGUCUUAUGCUUUCUUGUCUUGACCAGCUCUGCAGCUGCUUGACCGCAUUGGAUGUUACACUUUUCUGCGUUGAAAUGCUCCAGACAGUAUUUUGCUUACUCAGCGUAGAGAAGCUCUCUUCAAAGUAGUCCUGAAAUGAUGACUAGUCUUCAGUGCUGCAACUCUUCUGUCGCUCUCACUCGUUUUUCUUUCUCAGUUUGUUUUUAACUUUGCUUGUUUUGAGAGUUAUUUCUCAGCCUUCAAACCUGCUGGUGCACACGACCACAGACGCCACCACCAUGUCAUGCUUUGCUUCUGAACUCCAUUAGAAAUCUGUCAUCUUCUACGGUCAGUGUAGCCAGUCUCGAUCAUCCUUCCAUCAUGAGAGACAUACCAAAGUGUUUUCUCUCCACAACACAACGCAAAUGUACUUUAGUUGGCUUGUCCACUACACCUUGGUUUGUUUGUGAGGUUUGUGUUGAGUGACUGGAGCCGUCAUGUAACUGCGCAUGUAUGAGUACUUUGUCAUUAAGAACACUUUUGCAAUGAAUUUCUGUUUGUCGAAAAACCAAAUGUCAUUGUUAAAUCAUCCAUUUUUAGGUCUUACUGGUUACUUUUCCUAAACAAAAUAAAGCAAAAAGAUUUCUAUCAAAGAUGGGUGU
Messenger RNA from Synchiropus splendidus (mandarinfish), 2619 nucleotides. It is a transcript of the gene abhd17ab, whose product is annotated as abhydrolase domain containing 17A, depalmitoylase b. The transcript is spliced from 5 exons. Gene Ontology annotation, molecular function: palmitoyl-(protein) hydrolase activity. Lineage: Eukaryota; Metazoa; Chordata; Actinopteri; Syngnathiformes; Callionymidae. Gene Ontology annotation, biological process: protein depalmitoylation. Bases 586 to 1551 code for a protein of 321 amino acids. Gene Ontology annotation, cellular component: endosome membrane; plasma membrane. The record is from RefSeq and is a predicted model, not a curated record.